Messenger RNA from Phytophthora sojae, 747 nucleotides. RefSeq lists its product as hypothetical. The record is from RefSeq and is a predicted model, not a curated record. Gene Ontology annotation, molecular function: protein dimerization activity. The transcript has a single exon. The annotation marks the transcript as partial. Lineage: Eukaryota; Oomycota; Peronosporomycetes; Peronosporales; Peronosporaceae.
UUCAUCUUUGAGUUGCAACAGAGACUGCAUCCAGAGUAUAAAAACCCAGAAAAAUCCCUCAACGCAAUAGUGACCCAGCUGUACAAGGAAAAAAAAACGAAGGACGAUGUCAUACCGUUGAUGGUCAACCGUGUCAACGAGGCUAUCACGACAAGGAUGCGUGCGUUAGCGGAACAGGUCGCUGCAACUAUGGACAAUAGCUCGGUUCCGACUGCCGACUCUGUUGAAGAUGACCCGGAGCCACCGCUAAGUGGGAUUCGCGCGCGAUUUGGAGCUCGCGCUACGUUUCGUCAAGUUCCGAUCCAGCCGGAUCGCGUCGGUCAAGAGCUUCGAAACUGGGAGCUCGAUCAGUCUACGAUGGGGCCGCUCGAAAAUGUGCUUGAUUUCUGGAAGCGAAUGGAGCAUAGCGGUUCCUACAGCAUUUUACCCAGAUUGGCCAAGAUUUUGUACGCUUUACCUGCCUCCUCUGCCCAAAUCGAGCGGGACUUCAGCGUAUGUGGUGAUAUGGUGACUUCGCAUCGCGGAAGCCUAUCCAAGGAAAACGUCGACAUGUGUGCUUUUCUGAAUCGCAACGAAGAGUAUGUCGACAUUGCCCAAUGCAAAGCGAUACCAGAUGACGAACUGGACGAUCAUCGCCCCGACUGUGUGAGCUACGGGUUGGAUGCAACACCGCCGAACGAUGUGCAAGAUGAAAUGAUAGUUGAAAUAUUCUCUCAAGCAAGCGUCGAAGAGGAAGAAAUGUCAUAA